AAUUGAAUCCGCUAUGUUGCAUACACACGCACCACCGCCGCACUCCGCUGCAACAGUUGCCACUGUCAACACGGGGCAGCAACUGUUGCAACCGACACAGAGACAUGGACAUGCAACAAAUGGCAGCCACGACGAUCUCAACUUCACCUCCUUCGGGGAGCUGUGUCGCCUGUGCGUCAUCCACCGGGGACCGGCCAAGAUCCACCUCUUCGCGGAGGAGGCCAUGCAGCGGCAGCUGCUCCACAAGCUCCGCAGCCUGCUGCUGGCGCACGUCGCCGAGGAGGACCUCCUGCCCCAGUACAUCUGUGACCGGUGCCUGGCCACGCUGGAGCACCUUCACGAGUGGCGCCAGAUCUGCCUGAACAACGAGCUGACGCUGCGGAAGUAUGCCACUGCCAUGCGUGCGGCGAGAAGCACGCUACACUUUCAGGACGGCGCCGUUAACAUGGACAAGAUGACGGUCGCCCAGAAGAACGCAUAUCUAGAGGCCCAUAUGGCCGUACAGCAGCAGAUGGCCCAGGCGGCCAUCCAGUUCAAGCAGCAGCAAUCCUCCCAGCAGCAGAACUCCCCCAGCAACAACAAUCAGAAUAACGGCAUGCAACAGCAGCAGCAGCAACAGCACUACGCGGCCACCAUAAAGGUGCCCCAGAUCAGUUCCUCGAGCGUGGCCGCCGCCGCGGCAGGCGGUGAGAGCACCUUCACGGUGCCGGACGACGGGAUGGGCUUCGAGGGGGGCGUCCGCGUGCUGCAGAGCCUGGGCACCUGGUCGGCGGCGGAGCAGCUCACCUACAACAUACCCAAGCCAAACCUCAUACCAUUCACCGAGCCGUAUGUGGAGGGCGGCUCCAUGCAUCCGGCCAGCCGGCUCAAGGCGCUGCAGCAGGUGCAGCAGGCCUCCUCCGGCGUUCGCAAGACGAAUCCCUCGAAGUCCACAAACAAGGCGUUCGAGUGCACAGUCUGCGGCAAGGGCCUGGCCCGCAAGGACAAGCUCACCAUCCACAUGCGCAUCCACACCGGCGAGAAGCCCUAUAUUUGUGAAGUGUGCAAUAAGGCGUUCGCGCGGCGGGACAAGCUGGUGAUCCACAUGAAUAAGUUCAAGCACGUGACCCCCACGAACAUUGCGCCGCUGGGCAAGCGGCUGAACAACAUGGUGAAGAAGAAGGAGCAGCCCGACCCGCCGCCGGAGGACAACAAACAGAGCCUGGAGCUGCAGCUGCAGCAGCAGGCCGUGCAGGUGGCCGCCCAGAACAUCAUUGUGCAGUCGGCCCAGGGGGCGCCGACGGCCAUUCCCGGCAUCAUCAUACCACACCACGGCCAGCAGCAGCUCUCGUGGACCUGCGAGCUCUGCGGGCGGAUGUUCUCGAGCCGGGACGAGUGGUCCAUCCAUGCCAAGAGUCAUCUGGAGUAUUGACAACCGGAACGGGUAGUCGUAGAGUCAACAAAACCAGCGGCAGCGGCGGCGGCCGGAGUAAUUGCUAAGGGGAACCGUGGCUACCAGAUGGACGCCAAUCAAAACCAGGUCCAGAUGGAGGCCCAUGCACACGCACGCAAGCAGAAGAUAAUCAUACAAAAUCAGAUGAUCCUCAAUGCCAGCCAUCAGCAGAGUCAGCAGCAGCAGCAGCAGCAACAGCAACAUCAGCAGCAACAGCAGCAGCAACAUCAGCACCAGCAACAUCAACAGCAGCAGCAGCAUCAGCAGAUUCACCAGCAUGUUGCACAUGGCAAGAAGGCGGCCAGAAAGCAUCACCAGCAGCAACAGCAACAGCAACAACAGCAACAACAACAGCAGCACUUGCAGCAGGCCCCCACCAGUGCGCCUAUGUACAAUACCAGUAGUAGUAGCAACCAGAACCAGAACCAGAACCACAACCAGAACCACAGUCACAACAGUCACAACCACAACCAGAACGGCGGCGGCAGCAACGGCACACAGCAGCAGGGCCAAGAACAGGUGUCGGUGCCGGUGUCGCACAUCAUUGCCAAUUCUCCGACGGCGGCCACCUACAUGCAGGCCCAGCUGAGCGGCCUGCAUGCCACCAACAGCAUCGAGCCCGGCAAUAUGAGCGGCAUGCCCAUCGUCACCUACAACGGCAAUCAGUACUGCGUCAUCACCCGGGCCCCCGAGGAGCAGAAGUCCCUGGAAUAUGGACAGGGCGGCGAUCCAGCCGCCGCUGGAGGCACCACCAACAUAAUUGUAAUGUCGCCGAUGCAACUGCUGCCCCAGCAGCAGCAGCAGCAGCAACAACAGCAACAACAACAGCAGCAAUAAACGGAAUGAGGCAGGGCUGGGCACGGAUUCGAUCAGUUAAUGGCACCGACUCAUAACUGGAGAAAGGCAAGGCUCAUGAGCCCCCAUGGGGAAAGUGCCAGCCCCGCUCGCGUUUCCUGCAAAGCCGCUUCAAAAUACCAAUUGUAAAUAGAGUCUUAAGCAACCGAAAAGCGAACCUAAGUAUAUGUUUAACAAUACAAGUAGAAAGAAAGUCCCCUCCCUUCAGACAAAGAAAGCGACGCCGGAGCGAAGUAGAGAAUGAAGUUUUGUAAAUGUCAGAGUUAGACCCCACUCCACGCCCACGCCCACGCCCACGCCACUACCCAGCAGAGCAGAGCAGAGCACACCACUCACUUAAGUCAAAUCAAAUCAAAUCAAAAAUGUAUACAGUCUCACUCGAGUCUAGUCUAAGCAACCUUACAUAUCCCCCACCCAUACCGUACCGUACCGUACCGUACCCAUAUACCAUAUACCAUAAGACAGCCACCACACUGAGAUAAAUAUCAUUUUGAUCCACAGCAGAAGCAGCAGCAGGAGCAGCUCCUCCUCAAGAAUAACCCAAUCGAGAUACUAUCCGUAUGUAAUCCGCGUGUAUGAUAUUGUAUGUGUUUCUAUGGCAUUGUUUGUACAUUAAGCUAAUUACGAUACUACAUUUACGUCUUCUAAAACAAGAUAAAGAUAACGAUAGAAAGAGAGAGGUAGGUAGAGAGAGGGAGAGAGAGAGAGAUCAUGGGGCAAAGGAGGGGAAUUAUUACAAAGUAGUCUAGUAGUGUCCCACACACCCACACACACACCCGUCUCCUCCCUCGGCAUUCAAUGGCAACCAUGUGAAAAGAUCAAGCGAAAAUAAAUUUAAUUAAAUUAAAUACAAAAUCUA
Drosophila persimilis is the source of this 3146-nucleotide messenger RNA. Its product is annotated as zinc finger protein rotund. Gene Ontology annotation, molecular function: zinc ion binding; DNA-binding transcription factor activity, RNA polymerase II-specific; RNA polymerase II cis-regulatory region sequence-specific DNA binding. NCBI's taxonomy places the organism in Eukaryota, Metazoa, Arthropoda, Insecta, Diptera, Drosophilidae. Gene Ontology annotation, biological process: regulation of transcription by RNA polymerase II. The record is from RefSeq and is a predicted model, not a curated record. The transcript is spliced from 7 exons. Gene Ontology annotation, cellular component: nucleus.